This is a messenger RNA of Diabrotica virgifera virgifera (western corn rootworm), 900 nucleotides long. Its product is annotated as protein takeout-like. The coding region runs from base 109 to 831 and encodes 240 amino acids. Lineage: Eukaryota; Metazoa; Arthropoda; Insecta; Coleoptera; Chrysomelidae. The transcript is spliced from 4 exons. The record is from RefSeq and is a predicted model, not a curated record.
ACAGAUUUCAAUUCCUUUAUAAAGACUGCACCGAUUGGUUUUGAUUAGUAUUAUUCUUGGUUUUUCCGUACUCAUCUUCGUUUAGAAAAUUUCGAAAAUUAUUGAAUCAUGAAAUAUUUUGUGUUUUUGUGUCUUAUUGGUUAUUGCGCUGCUAAAGAUUUGCCUAACUAUUUUGAUGUUUGCAAACCGAAAGAAACGGAUAUUUCAAAAUGUAUUAUGCAAAAUAUUGAAAAAAUUAGACUAAAACUAGAUGAUGGCCUUCCAGAGAUGGGAAUUCCUAGUAUAAAUCCCUUAGAAAUUCCGUCUGCGGAACUGAACAUUGGAAAGGAGUUCAAAGCAUCAAUGAAGGAUAUAAAAUUGUAUGGCAUAAAUGCGUUCAUUGUGAAACAAUUAAAAAUUGAUUUGGACAAAAGUUAUAUAGAAAUCAAAGUAGUUAUACCACAUAUUCGUACAGAAGGAGAAUACAACGUUAACGGAAAAUUAUUAAUUUUGACUCUAGAUGGAAGUGGACCUGGUCAGAUCAAUAUCACAAACCUGGAAAUAUCCUUAAUUGGUCAUGGAAAAAAAGAAAUGAAAAACGGAAAAACUUUCCUCAAAAUCAAAUCAAUGGAUAUUACAUCAAAAAUAGGAAAAGUAAUUCUAGAACUCAAAAAUUUAUUUAAAGGCAAUCCAGAACUUACUGAUAAUUCUAAUAAACUCCUUAAUGAUAACCAAGAAAUCCUGGUAGAGCAAUUCGCUCCUGUUGUUGUGGACAUUAUGAAGAAAUUCCUCUCAGAAAAGAUAAGCUACGUAUUCAAUAAAUAUAGCCAAGACGCAUUGUUUCCCCAAUAAAUAAGUACUGUAUAGAAAAUAUGGUAUAGUUUUUUAUGUAACUUAUUUUUGUAAAGCACGCUGGGCUAU